UUCCGUUUCGGGAAUUCAAUGCAGACGCACGCGCAACGCGUUGAGUAAAUCAAAGCAGCUCCGACAACAACAACAACAACAACUUUGUGACCGUUACAAUUUGAAUGUGUUUGGCGCGCUUUCGCAGUUAAAUCAAUCGAACAGACAUUGCGCACAAUUUGCAUAGUGAAACCAAAAGGGUUUUGUUUUUAUUAUCUUAUAAUUUAUCGUUUGCCAUUUUUGGCAUUGCAUCGAACACUUUGUGUGUGCAGCUGUCUAUUGUGCGUGUGCGUGUGUGUGUGUGCGCUUUAAAUCUCUUGGCGAGUGCGCAUGCGCAGCCAGUGAAAGUGCUGCAAGCGAACUCUCUCGUCUAUGACAAACCGUUAAAAUGCAUCAUAAAUUGCAUUUGUGAAUUAGACAGCGAAAUAAUCGUGCUCAGAUUGUUAAAUUUAUCGAACGAACUGCCAGCGACUCGGCUUGAUACGAUCCCAAGAUGUUUCUAACUAUGGAUAAUACAAAUGCCUUCUUCUCAGAUAAUCCGUGCUAUUUCAAUGACGCCAAAUCGCCUCGCACGCCGGACUCGCAGUCUUCCGGCAGAGGCUUUUCGAUAUUUAAGCGCCGCAACUCGAAGGGCAGCAGUCCACGCCCCGCUCUGGUCGUCAAUCCGGAACAGAUGCGUCUCAUCACAUCGGCCAAUCUGGAUACGACGGCAACGAUGGCCUUUGGCAGUCCGCGCGGCAGCUUCAACUCGCUGGGCGGUUUCUCACAACAAUCGUUUGAAAUGCAGCCGCUGAUGUAUUGCCAGCGCUCGGCCGAAUCAUUUCGCGAACGGCUCGGCUCCUGCAAUGAGACGCACAGCUCCCAGUGCCCCGGAGGCGGUGCCGAGCAUGACGAGGUCUUUAACGCAAGCAAGUCCCAGCGGCAUCACACACUACCCAGCGGCGGCACACGUCGUCACUCCUUCGGCAACUGGGCACAGCAACAACAACAACAUCAACAACAGCAACAACAGCAGCAGCGACAAUUCAACACAUCCGGAUCUACAUGCACAUCGCCAUCGAUUGGAGCCAGCUCCCCGGAUGAGGUGCCCAGCAUGUUGGCUCCGCGACCCCCACUGCUGUCGCCCAACAAAUUUCGCGGCCCAUCCUAUCGCAGAAGAGACAACUGCGGCAACGUGAACAACACUAACGGAGCAGCCUCAACUGGCUACGGCUACGGUCAGCCGGGCUACAACAUGGACGACAUUCUGAUCAUCACUGCCAAGCACAGCGAACGCGCCUAUCUGCGCGCCACUUUCCUGAAGAACCACUUCGACAAGAUCACCAAGCAGCGCGGACGCAAACCAUUCAAUUUUCUGCACAUUAAAAUUGACGAUGGCCCCUUCAGCGAAGAGAUCGCGCAGAAAUAUCAGAAUACGGCGCUGCAGAUAGUCAUACUGUGUCCGGCGCUGCUGGCGCUGCCGCACAGUUUCCUGAUGGCGCAGCUGACGUCGGUCAUACGCGUGGAGAAGGUGCUGGCCAUAUUGCUGGACGUGGGCGAGGAUAAGGUGAAGGAGAUACACAAGACGGCGCUGCCCAACUACUACAAGUGGCGCCGCUGCGUGGUGCGCGACAACGACCAGGCGCAGAUCAGUCACAUCCUGGGCAUUGCCACGGACAUCUUGGGCCGGGCGCUGUGCCAGCGUCCGCCGUGCCAGGACAGCGGCAAUGGCAACAACAACAGCAUUUCGCGCAGCAUUUCCAGCUGCUCGGAGGGCUUCACCGUGCUGCCCAAGAAGGUCAAACAGGGCCAGAACAAGGUGCUGGCCAUAUUGUCGGAGCCACUGAAGCCAAACGAUACGCUCAAGCUGCUCGUGGAGAAGUCGGGCGAGCUGCUCGAGGUGCGCAACUUCAAGUGCCGCAAUCCGUACACUGUCCAGUUCGCCAUACCCGAAUCCUGCAUGGAGAUCUCCACAAUGAUUGAGAUACGCAUCGAGAAGAACAACAAGAGCCUGGGCGCCCGUCCCAUCAAGUGCGAGAGUCGGCUGCGUGAACUGGAGCAGCUGCUGCGCGUGGAGGACUCGCCCAUUGAGUUCAUGUGCCAUGCCCUGGGCGUGGGUCCGCUGGAGCGAGAUGCUCUCGAUCAACAUCUGCUGCAGUGCUUCCAGCGCAACAUGCCGCCCAAUUUCCAUCUGCUCAAUGGACCCAGCGAGCGCCAUCCGCACUUUUUCACACGGCUCGAGUCGAGCCCCGAGGAGUAUCCAACUCUGUUGCACUUCGCCGCCCGCUGGGGCCUCAAUCGGCUCUGCCUGCAGCUGAUGGAGUGUCCUGGCGGGGAUACGGCCUGCGGCGUGCGCAACUGCGCCGGCCGCACGCCCGCCGAGCUGGCCGAGCAGGAGGGACACCACAAGCUGGCCCAGAAUCUGGUCAGCUUCUCGGAGUUCCACAAUCUCACCAUGGUCUAUCACUACUUCAAGGGCGUGGACAAUGCCAGCAGUGGAGCCAGCAGCCCGGGCGCCCAGACCAAGCCCAACAGCGCCAAGGGCGCCCAGGUGGUGAUUGGCACAGCAACGCCAUCAUCGCCUCGGGGCAAGCCACCCAAGCAACUGCCCACGGCUGAGUACAUGGAAAUGUCCAGUGGCUCGGAGCGCGAGAACACGCCGGAGGUGCGUGCCAAGACUGAGACCAUGGCCAUAUCGAAUCUCAACUACAUCAGCGUAGAAACCGAGGAUGAGAAUCUGCAGAGCUGCUCCACGGAGAAGCAUCUGGAGACCAGCAAAGUGCUCGACCCGCCAACUGGACCCGAGCAAACCACCAACGAGCUGCGCAUCAACGAGCCGCCAUACCAUCAAUCCAAAGAGCAAAACAAAUCCCAGGAUGUGGUGGACAGCAGCGGAGCAGCCAACUAUCAGACGACAGACAAAUUCAGCCAGGAGUGCUCCCAGGCGCUGGAGAACCAGGCAACGGCCGGCAAUGACUAUGUCAUGCAGCCCUCCAACAUACCCGUGCCAGCUGCCAUGCCCGCCGACGAUGGCAACUAUCUGUUCCAGCCCUCGAAUCGGCCGGUGGAGGAGCCGCUGCUCUUGAGCCGCUCCACGAUGCGAUUGCCUCAGACGAACGGCUAUGGCACACUGAAGCGCAGCGCCAGCGACGCCUCCAGCAGCACUCGAGCCAAUGCCGACGAUGAGCUGGCCGAGAUUAUGCACGACUUCAAGAACAAUGUGCUGUCCAUCAGGGAUGUGGAGGUGCUGGUGGAGAAGUGGAAGCACCGCAACGAUGUGCAGCAGAGCUUCCGCGAGAAGCAGGAGCAAAUCGAUCAGCUGCGCCGCGAAUACGAGCGUAUACACGAGCACGUCAAGUCACAGCUGAAGCGCGAGACGCCCUUCGAACGCAUCAAGAAGCUCUUCUCCAGGCAGAAGGGCGCCGACAAGCAGGGCAGCUGCGCGGACAGCCUGCUGGACGAGACCAAGAGCUCCAUUGCGACUAGCUGCAGCCUGAAGUCCUCGGCACGGCCCAUUAGCUCGCUCAGUCUGCAGAGCGUGUCCAGCUCGAGCUCCUCCUCGGGCCGCCUCAGCACCGGCAGCAACUGCAGCGGCGCCUCGCUAGGCGACUCGGGCACCCACUCGGAUCACGAGGAUCGGCGUCAGUUUGGCUGCCGUUUGGGCACGCCCGGAUCGCUGAUGGAUAACUAUUUGGUGCCACCGCCGCCACGUCCCGUUUUCACGCCCGUCUCAACGCCCGGCGACGAGCGACACCAGAUCGUCUUCCCCUCGCCCAUGUCCAGCUGCCAGCGCCUGCACACGCCCACCAGUCCCACUGGCUCUGAGCACUACCAGAUGUUCCCAUCGAAUAUACCCGUCUAUGGCAAUGGCAGCCAGCCGCUGUCCACGUCGCAGAGCAGCAGCUAUCUUAACACCAUCAUGGAGGCCAAGGAGCAGGACACCCAGCAGCAGCAGCAGCAGCAGCACAACUACCAAAAUGGCGUCACCCUGCAGCCCAUCAAACUGAACGAGCGACCCAACAUCAUCUACGGCAAGCUGACCAAGAGCCACUCCGCCAGCGGCUGCAGCUCCUUCAAGCCGAAGCAGGUUGCCUGCCCGCAGGUGGGCAGCAUCGAGGUGCAUGCCGAGGUCUAUCAAAAUGUGGGCGGCGCAACGACGGACGAGCCCACAAGCCCCGAAGUUCCAGCCAAGGAGCAGUCGAACGAGGCGCCCAACUACAUGAACUGCUAGGCCUGGCUGUAGCAUAUAAGUCUUCAUAUGAUGCAUAUGUAGUAUAUAUAUAUAUAUCUAGCAUAGGCUUAAGUGCAUAUAUAAUUUCGAUAUUGCUGGAAUGAGUAUAAACUAGUUAAACAAGCAGAGCGCGCAUACAAUAAAUACAUUUCUCGACUACAUCUAACUCACUAAGCAAAUACAUGUUCUAAUACACACAAAUACAUUUAUACACACCCACAUGCAUAUAUACAUACAUAAUAAUGAUAUUGUAUUAUCCUUAGUUAUCGUUCUCGAUCUUUUAAAUGUACAUUAUUUUGAAACGAUUGCAAGCAACCAAAACAACAUAUCAUAGAGCAUAAGCCCAAGGUCCCGCACCGACGAAGUGCGUGUUUGUAAUUCUAGAUCUAAGUAUUCCCCCAUUAUUUGUAUUAAGCCUAGCAUGCAGCUAAGCAUGAAAAACAUAUUUUUUUCGCACAUGAGUUAAAUGCAAUAAAUUGAAUUCGUUAAGCAA
Drosophila mojavensis is the source of this 4682-nucleotide messenger RNA. It is a transcript of the gene stumps, whose product is annotated as phosphoinositide 3-kinase adapter protein 1. The coding region runs from base 473 to 4189 and encodes 1238 amino acids. The transcript has 6 exons. Gene Ontology annotation, molecular function: fibroblast growth factor receptor binding; transmembrane receptor protein tyrosine kinase adaptor activity. The record is from RefSeq and is a predicted model, not a curated record. NCBI's taxonomy places the organism in Eukaryota, Metazoa, Arthropoda, Insecta, Diptera, Drosophilidae. Gene Ontology annotation, cellular component: cytosol.